CAGUUGAUUAGCCUGCGAUUAAUUUAGCUCGAUUUAAUUAAAUAUUGAUUCCAUGUAUUCACCGAUUUGAAAAUGGCUAAUCAUCACUACAAUCAUCUCACUUCCUUGGGUGUAAUUUCACUUAAAACAGUCAUUGUAUGCACGUUAGUGUAUUGAAUGACUAUAGCACGAACUUUGAAAUCGCAAAAAAAAAAAAAACGAAAGUCGUCAGUAAAGGACAUCCCCAUAUUUUAAAUGCGACAUGUCAGAGACGUUUAUAUCGGGGCAGACGUCAGAAGAUCUCUUGGUCGAUUUCGAGUCGCUCUUAAACAGUGGAAGUAUUGACUUAAGCGAGGACCACCAGAUUGUCAUCAUCUCGACUCCCAGCAACGUGGACAUCCGUUCGGCUGGGCCCAAUGCCGUGGGAGACAUCCUUUUGUUCGCCACUCCCCACACAACGGCAAAUGUGCCAGACCACAGUCGUCCAACCUUAGGCAGACCACCGGUGAAGAGAAAGUUGGAUUUGGACAAUGAUCACCAAUACAUUAGCAGUACCAGAGCAGCAUCACACUCGCCUGCCCCUUCAGCUCCACCCAUCCCAUCCAAAGUGCCUAAACUGAACUCGGAAAAGUCUCGCUAUGAUACAUCUUUGAACCUCACCACCAAGCGCUUUCUGGAUCUGCUGGCCCAGUCCCCUGACGGCGUGGUGGACCUCAACUGGGCUUCGCAGGUGCUCGAUGUCCAGAAGCGACGCAUUUAUGACAUCACCAAUGUCCUGGAAGGCAUCCAGCUCAUCUCGAAGAAAUCCAAGAACAAUAUUCAGUGGCUUGGUAACUGCAUGGACGGUGUGUCGGUAGCACGGUAUCAGGAGCUGCAGAGGGAGGUGUCUGAACUGUCAGAUGCUGAAGAGAAACUGGAUGAGCUCAUUAAUAAGUGUAGCCUACAACUCAAACUUCUGACUGAGGACUCCAGCAACAAGAAGCUGGGAUAUGUGAGGUGCCAAGACCUGCGGAAAACUGUUGACCCCCCAGAUCAGAUUGUCAUGGUGAUUAGAGCCCCACCAGAGACGCAGAUGACUGUCUCGGACCCUGCUGAGGGGUAUCAGAUCUCCCUGAAGAGUACCGAGGGUCCCAUCGACGUCUUCCUAUGCCCAGAGGACAGUUCUGGAGUUUGUAGUCCAGUAGCAGAUUGUAGUCCAGCCAAAUCAUCCAGCCGCAGCUCUCCUCAGCCUGCCUUAGCUCCACAGGAAGUGAGGUCAUCAACACCAUCAACUUUUCCAAGUGCCUCCCCACUUCCUUUGGGUAAUGAGACAGAGUCCUUCCUGGAUUCAGAUCCAUUCUCCAGCUUAUGUGAGAUGCCUGACUUUCUCUCUACGUUGGGUUCGGCGGAUUUCCUGCUGGAGCGGCCCAGCAACAGCUCCAGCGGAGACGACUUGGGCCUGCCAGUGGACAGCUUCAUCAGCCUGUCGCCACCCCACAGUCGGGAUUACCACUUCGGCCUGGAAGAGCAUGAAGGCAUAAGUGAGCUUUUCGACUGUGAUUUCAGUGGCCCUCUGGAAUUCUGAGGAGGAGAGCACAUGAGAGGGAUACAAAGAGGAUGGUGUAGGGAGGCAGGGGAAGUGAGACCUGACUGAGACCUGACUGAGACCUGACUGAGACCUGACUGAGACGUGGCUUAUAUAUUGCGCUUCACUGCUCUCCUUCUGUCUUACCUUAUCACCUAAGGGCUCGCAGAUCGUAAGGCGCUUUUUGCCGGCGGCUUCUCCCCCAUUGGCAGCAGCCCAGAUGUGGGCAGACUGCAGGAAGCGUGUCCCCAGGGCCUGGGGACACGCUUCCCACAGGGAAGCUUCAGGUUAGCUGUCUACCUUUUUAGGUGCUUCAUCAUGGUAACAGGGCUGCAGCUCAACACAACUAACCAGCACUCGAGCCAUCUCAAAGCUCAGAUAUUGUAAGCUUUAGAUGGCCAUUUAAUUUAUUUGUAUUAAAAAUAGUAAUUUCUUUCUUUUCUUUUUUUUUUGAAUUGCAAUGUAGUUGUAAUGUUGAAGGUUUUGUGCAUAGCACACUGUGCAUGUAGAUUUGAAUUGUAACUGACUUGGGGUUUUGUGGAUAUUUCUGCUCAGGAGAAUAGAUUAGCUGUAUAUUCAAGAAUUCAGGAAGGUUUCUUUUUUGUGAUAAUAUGGUAGUGUAUUUACAGCAUGUCUUGUAGUGUGCCGUGAUGUUGCAGUGGUUGGGUAUGCACGGUGUGGGAUAAUCACCACAAAGUUGGGAUUUGUAGUUCUUUUUUUCCAUUCAUAAUGCAGUCCUAUUAAGAUUUGCCUAGAGAAGAGCGUGUUCCAGGCCACUGACAGCAGAUCCUUUUACAUUUUCAGAAGUAAUAUUUGUUCAUGUCUAGUAGACUGAGGCAAUGUCCCUCACGUUCUCUUUUCAUAGUUAAACAUCUGCAGUCUGUCAAACUCACGCAGCAUAUUUCACUUUUGUUUUUCUUUUCUAUUUGAUUCAGGUGCAGUCGGAAUUAUCGCUAACGCACAGUUUUGUCUUGGUUUCUAGAAACAAUGCCUCAGUUAUAUUCACGAGCUUGUUGUUGUUGGAUGAAGUGUUGUGUUGUAAUGGUUUGUCAGAGCCAUUCAGAACAACAGCAAAGCUUUAGUGCAGGUUUGUGCUGUAAUAGGAUAUUAUGCCAUUUUAAGUUAUAUAGGGGUAAGUGGGAGAUGUAUCCUCCUUUCCCUAAGUCUCCCACAAAUUAAGGUCCAAGGUUUUUUUUGUUUGUUUGUUUUUUGUUUUUUUGUGGGUUUUUUUUGUUUUUUUGUUUCCCAAAAAUAUGUUUAUAUUGUACAGUGAUUUGUUACAUUUUGUUAUUUUGAUAUUCCUUUGUAUUUAUUGGAAUUGUCCCAGUGGAGUAAUUUUUAGACAAAAAAAACCCCACCAGAGAGAACAGAAAUAUUUUUAUUUGUGAUCAAAUUAUUUUUUUUUUCC
Molecule: messenger RNA, 2951 nt
Organism: Electrophorus electricus (electric eel)
Lineage: Eukaryota; Metazoa; Chordata; Actinopteri; Gymnotiformes; Gymnotidae
Gene: e2f1
Product: E2F transcription factor 1
Biological process (GO): regulation of transcription by RNA polymerase II
Cellular component (GO): Rb-E2F complex
Molecular function (GO): DNA-binding transcription factor activity, RNA polymerase II-specific; RNA polymerase II cis-regulatory region sequence-specific DNA binding; protein dimerization activity
Source: RefSeq, a predicted model, not a curated record